Messenger RNA from Zeugodacus cucurbitae (melon fly), 2446 nucleotides. RefSeq lists its product as uncharacterized. The record is from RefSeq and is a predicted model, not a curated record. Gene Ontology annotation, cellular component: nucleus. The coding region runs from base 140 to 1309 and encodes 389 amino acids. NCBI's taxonomy places the organism in Eukaryota, Metazoa, Arthropoda, Insecta, Diptera, Tephritidae. The transcript has a single exon.
AGCAGCUGUACUAUGUUACACAAACGGUGUACGAUGUUUCCAAUGAACUAAAAAAUUUUGUUUGGUAUUUCUAAUUGUAUUUCUAUUGUUAAAGAGUGGAUUUUAUUACUAUCUGAAGGCGUUAUAUACACUUGUGAAAAUGUGGCCAAAAAACCAAAUUCGGAACUUGCACAUGGCGAUUGCAUGUAUGGCGCGUGGUGUUGGCCGCCGCUCUAAUCCCGGCAUCGGGCAUCAGCUCAGCAGCAUGGAAAGCGUUGACGAACGUUUAGAACAAGAUCCUGAGGGAUUCGGUGACUUGGAAUCGGACUUUAUGACAGCUAAUCAGACGCAUCGACAAUAUGAACGUGAAAUGAUUGAACAACGUGAACGAGUUCGACACAUUAUGGUUAAACAUAAAUACUUCCGAGAUACAAAGUUACCGAAUUUGUUAACUUAUUCUGAGAAAGAGCAAAUACGUAUGUUGCAUGCACGUGACCCUGAGGAGUGGUCCGUUGAACGUUUGGCUGAAAGUUUUCCAGCCACAACCGAAAUUGUGAAAAAAAUUAUAACCGCAAAAUGGCAGGCACGUACUGAACAUCGCAUACGCAAACACGAUGAAGUGGUUAUACAGAAUUGGGAAAAAUUCCGUUCAGAUCCGAAAUUAUUGCAAUUACCUCCCGAUUUUCAAGCUCAUUUGCAAAAAUUUGCCACGAGGCAAACGGAGGACUUGCGUAUGCUUUCUGAAAGGCUGCCCCCUAGUACAGCUUUGCCGCGUCCAAUAAAACAAGAAUUUCUCUCCAUUAUUACAAGUUGUGAUAAAUAUGCCGAAAAGGAAGACGUACGCCAAAUUACCUCAGGAAGUACAAAAAAUAUUGAGAAAAUGCCAAGUGCUACUUCAGCGGAAGAUGAAACGUAUUUGCUAGAAAAAAUUCACGAUAAACGAAGAAUGCGCAUACAAGAGCUGAAAAAGUUUAAACUAUCCCCAAUCGAGUUAUCAGUUUCCGCUAAUGAAAAUCACACAGUUAAUCGAGAAAAGAUUGACGAGCAGUCAUCUUCGAAAUUGCAAAAUCCGAACGGAACUGGAAUAGUUUCGAAGUCUUCACAUAAUAACCCAUUUGCUAAUUUCAAUAUACUCGAAAAAUAUGAAAGUAACGAAAUUGUUAUCAGCGCUGAGGAUCAGAAACGCUUUGAAAUAACGCGCGUCAAAGAUCACAUACAUAUUCCACGUAAAGUAUGGCGCAAAGGUGCAACCUAUCGUGUUGAGGAUGCAUAUUAUGAUGAUGAUGGGGAACUCCUGUAUCGUGUACCGGGCAUGUCAGGAAAGAACUAAUAGAACUGCUUUAUAUACAUAUUAUUCAAAGAUUUGUUGAAAAUAUAGUUCAUAGUAUGUAUGUAUAAUUAGAAAACAACCAAAAAUAAAAGUAACUCGUUUCAAAAACAAUUACUUAAAAUUUUUAUAACAUCAUCCAUUAAUAAUAAACCAGUUUAAUGUAUGUCCGGAAAAUCUAAAUCGUUUUGAUAUUUUAUCAUUUGUAUGGUUUUUUUUUAACAUAACGACAUUUAUUAGAUUGUGUAGGAACUCCCAAAAAAAUUAGAUAUUUAUAUAUACGUAUGUAUGUGUAGUAAUGUUUAUUCAUGUUUAUUGUACAUAGUCUUUAAAGUGAUGAUGAUUAAAGCAAAUGUGACAGCUAAUUUUAAAUUAGUUAACGGAAGGUAACAAGAAAAUUAGUAAAUAAUGGACAUAUGUAUAUUAUAUAUAUUUAUAUACUCCACUAUGAAAUAAAUGUAAACUAACAUAAGUUAUGUGAAGUAGUGUUUAUAUUUUGACAGUGUGAAUAAUCGUAGUUUUUAAAGGCGUUUUAUAGUAGCAUAUAGCUCGUUAACUAUUUUACAUACGACUUUAGCUUCCUGUUUAAGCUUUUUUAAUUUUAUUUGUUUUCUUUUAAAAAAUAAACAUAAAAUCAACACUUAGUGUUCUACAGUAAUAUUAGCAUGUACAAAUGUAUAUAUAUAUAUAUUUAUAUACAUAUAUAAAAUCUAAAUAUACACAUACUCUUGAAUAAUAAUAUUUUAACAAUACAAUACAUAAAAUAAUAAUAAUAUUCUGUCACUACAUAUACUUGUACAAUAAACUCGUAUUUUCUGUAAUAUAAUUAGAAUACAAUUGCAAAUCAAUCAAAUUCAAUUUAAAUAACCGAUUUCAUUUGUUUUCAACACGAUAUACAUAGAUGGUACGAACUUAGGCUAAGCCGUAAUAAUACAAAAGACAAAAGUUUGUAUAAGAAAAAGAAAACAAAAACAGAAAACACCGAAGAUAAGCAGCGCCAAUUUUUGUUCUUUAAAUUCGGUAUUCCACCACAAUUGCAUGUAGCGUUCCUGCGUACGUCCAUUAAAUAUUCAAAUGCACGACACACAAUUAGCAAAAGCAUGUUAAUAAAUACCUUAGUAAUUAUUUUUCAAUAUAACU